AUGUCCUCUCACGAUUGCGAUGCUGCAUCCCGCCACCAGGCGUUUUCGCCCCUCAGUGGCCACCUCCUUCUCCCGGACGAUAACAUCUCCAAAACCUUAGCACUGCGUUCUCAAGCAAGAUUCAACGAGAUAGGCGUCCAGCACCUGAGUAGCCAUGUCCAUCAACAAAUCUUCCCCGACGGAUGCCAGCCUCCCUCCCAGGAGCUCGUCGCCUUGGCUCGGGAUCACCUACAGCGUCACGACCUCCUAGGGAAGAACACCGACAGCGGCGACCCGAUAGCCUUCGACCUCCCUGCCCUCCAGGGCCGCACCCUCGAUGAGCAUUUUCACAAGCUAGGCGUCGACUGCGCCGAACCCUUCCUCGGCCUGUCCAAAAGCGGCUGGGUAAAAUACCUUGCCGACGGCUCCUCGGAACCGGUCAGCGCCCCGCAGGAGGAUAUGCUCUGCUUUGAUACCGAAGUCAUGUGGAAAGAGAGCCCGUUUGCCGUAAUGGCAUGCGCCGCCAGCCCUACCGCCUGGUACAUGUGGCUGUCGCCAUGGCUCCUUGGCGAGUCUGAGUCGCCGCGCCAUCUAGUGCCUCUCGGAGACCCAACCAAGGAUAAAGUCAUUGUCGGCCACAAUGUAGGAUACGAUCGCGCCAGGAUACUAGAAGAGUACGAUCUCAAGCAGUCGCGCAACUCCUUCAUCGACACAAUGUCCCUUCAUGUUGCCGUCAACGGCAUGUGCUCCCAACAACGACCGACGUGGAUGAAGCACAAGAAGAACCGAGAAGUCCGAGAGCGGAUAGCGAGCCAAACCGAAGACCUUGCCCUCGCGGAACUUCUCACCAAUUCGGCCAUGCGCCACGAGGAGGAAGAGCUGUGGGUUGAGCGAAGCUCCAUCAACUCCCUGCGCGAUGUCGCCAAAUUUCACCUCAACGUCACCAUUGACAAGGCCAUACGUGAUGACUUUGGCGAACUUGACAGGGCUGGAGUGCUAGGGAAGCUCGAUGAGCUAUUAGACUACUGCGCUGCGGAUGUUGCCAUUACGCACCGCGUCUACCAAGUCGUGUUUCCCAACUUCCUCGAAACCUGCCCCCACCCCGUCAGCUUCGCCGCGCUUCGGCACCUGUCGUCCGUGAUCCUUCCGGUGAAUAAGUCGUGGGAGAAGUAUAUCGCCAGCGCAGAGGCAGAAGACGCCCAGAAGUGGUCCACCGACCCUUGGCUCAAGCAGCUGGACUGGAGCGGCCAGGAAAUCAAGAUGGUCAAGGGUAAAAAGAAGGGCGACCCGCCGAGACCCGCUGCGCGCCAAAAGAAGCCCGGCAUGCCUCGGUGGUACAAGGAUUUGUUCGCAAGCAACGAGGCCCCAAUCAAUCUCAGUGUGCGCACGCGAAUAGCGCCUCUGCUGCUCAGGUUAGCCUGGGACGGCCAUCCGCUAGUCUGGUCGGACACGUACGGGUGGACUUUUCGCGUUCAGCACAAAGAGGCGAGCAAAUACCUAAACAAGCAGAUGGUACAGUGCGACUUUUCCGAGGAGAAGAUAGAGGCCCUCAGGAACGAUAUCGACGGCAUCUACUUCAAGCUCCCACACAAGGAUGGGCCAACGGCUCGGUGCGCGAAUCCUCUGGCGAAAGGCUAUCUUAAUUACUUUGAAACUGGCACUCUGUCGUCCGAAUACACGUAUGCGAAGGAGGCCCUCGAGAUGAACGCCUCUUGCUCGUACUGGAUAAGCGCCCGCGACCGCAUCAGAUCGCAGAUGGUCGUCUACCAAAGCGACUUCGAGGGCUACGGGGCUAAGCAUGCCCAGGAGGACGAAUACGGCUUUAUUCUACCUCAAAUCAUCCCGAUGGGCACCAUCACCCGGCGGGCCGUGGAAAAUACAUGGCUCACGGCAAGCAACGCGAAGAAGAAUAGGGUGGGCUCCGAGCUGAAAGCCAUGGUCAAGGCCCCGCCCGGAUACAGCUUUGUCGCUGCGGGUACGGAUCUUCAUUCGCGCACGGCCAGCAUUCUUGGCAUCUCGCGGAACGACGCCAAAGUUUUCAACUACGGCCGCAUCUACGGAGCCGGUCUCAAGUUUGCGGCCACGCUGCUCCGCCAGUUCAACCCCUCCCUAUCGGAGCAAGAGACGGUCGAGAUCGCCUCGAAACUGUACGCCACCACCAAGGGUACCAGGACGAAUCGAAAGGUGCUCUACAAGCGCCCGUUCUGGCGCGGCGGCACCGAGUCCUUUGUGUUCAAUGCCCUCGAAGAAUUUGCCGAGCAGGAGCGGCCCCGUACCCCUGUGCUCGGCGCCGGCAUAACCGAAGCGCUGAUGAGCAGAUAUAUCAACAAGGGCGGCUAUUUGACCUCGCGCAUCAACUGGGCCAUUCAGUCGUCCGGUCAAGACUAUCUCCACCUAUUGGUUGUGUCGAUGGACUACCUCACGCGGCGGUACAACAUUGAUGCCCGGCUCGCCAUUACCGUCCACGACGAAAUCCGCUACCUCGUCAAGGAUCACGACCGUUACCGGGCGGCCAUGGCGUUGCAAGUCGCCAAUCUCUGGACCCGUGCCAUGUUCUCGCAGCAGAUUGGCAUCAACGACCUUCCGCAGUCGGUCGCCUUCUUCUCGGCCGUGGACAUUGAUCAUGUGCUACGGAAGGAAGUGGACAUGGACUGCGUCACCCCGAGCCACGCCGACCCGAUCCCCCACGGAGAGAGCAUCGACAUCGUCCGGCUGCUCGAAAAGGGGCCCGAGGCGUUGCUCGACCCCGCCAUCGUCCCGGAACGGCACGCGCCGAAGCUUGACGGCAUCGCCUACGCGCCGCGUGCACCCGUCAUGGGCUCCCUACAAAAGGAUGUCAAGGAUCCCGUGGCGUUUAUCAAGGCCCAGAUCACGGCGGACGACGACGAACUCAAGGGCCUCGUCAAGGCCCAGAAGAAACCUCCGACUCCGGCCUCUUCCGGCGGGCGGCGGGGCAGGCCUGUCUCGCUCAAGGGCGUGCUGCCGUACUAUUCGCAGGCCAAGCUGAUGCCUACCGAUGAGCCUAUCUCGGUCGGCGAGGCGAUGGGCGCGAGGUACAAGAACGCGUAUCAGAAGGGAAAGCCAGAGUGGUCGAGGGGGCCCAAGAAGUCGACCUCAACUCAUGCGUAUGCGUGGGACCUCUAG
Messenger RNA from Parascedosporium putredinis, 3123 nucleotides. NCBI's taxonomy places the organism in Eukaryota, Fungi, Ascomycota, Sordariomycetes, Microascales, Microascaceae. The record is from the annotation of a GenBank genome assembly.